Messenger RNA from Pteropus alecto (black flying fox), 561 nucleotides. RefSeq names its product nuclear protein 2, transcriptional regulator (gene NUPR2). Gene Ontology annotation, biological process: negative regulation of cell cycle; regulation of transcription by RNA polymerase II; negative regulation of cell population proliferation. Gene Ontology annotation, cellular component: nucleus. The coding region runs from base 41 to 337 and encodes 98 amino acids. The record is from RefSeq and is a predicted model, not a curated record. NCBI's taxonomy places the organism in Eukaryota, Metazoa, Chordata, Mammalia, Chiroptera, Pteropodidae. The transcript is spliced from 2 exons.
CGCGCCCGCGCGGGGGCGGGCAGCCAGGCGGCUCGGCGCCAUGGACCGCGCUGUUGCUAGCGCGCGGGCUCACGUCCAGCCUCCUCUACCCGAGGCGUGGCCGCGGGUGAACUCCGAGGAGGAGCUUUACGACUGCCUGGAUUACUACUACCUGCGCGACUUCCCAGCCUGCGGUGCCGGGCGCAGCAAGGGUCGGUCGCGGCGCGAGCGGGAACUGCGCACCAACUGGCCGGUGCCUGGUGGCCACGAGCGCAAGAUCACGCAGAAGCUCCUCAACGGCCAACGCAAACGUCGUCAGCGCCAACUGCAGCCCCCGCCGCGCACUCGCCUCGUCUGAGCGCCGGAUACCCGAAGGACCUGAUAAAAGUAUUUUCUCUUACUCCAGCUGUAACUGUGGUCCUAAGGGGGAGAGAAUCCAUGUUGGUCAACAAUUUCUUUUCGACAUCGCUUAAGUUUCCUGUUUUAGUAUCUUUUCCUUACUGAUUGUUAAUUAAGUAACAUCCAAGUGGGUAUGCCUUUUUAGGAUUUUUAAUUAAAAGAGCAGCAAGAAUGGCAUUUUAA